Molecule: messenger RNA, 1757 nt
Organism: Sceloporus undulatus (fence lizard)
Lineage: Eukaryota; Metazoa; Chordata; Lepidosauria; Squamata; Phrynosomatidae
Exons: 5
Coding region: 545-1711 (388 amino acids)
Source: RefSeq, a predicted model, not a curated record
GGCUCUUCAGCAGUUCCAGAGGGAGAAGAUUGAAGUUCACCUUCCGCAGUCCCUGGGAAGUUUUUCGAGAGAGUUUGGGAGCACAGAUGCUUGUGCCAAGAAGGAUGAUGAUCUCCCAUGGUACUUACGAGGCCCUUUAUUUUCCAUCUCCAUUUCAGAAGACUCAGGUGUUUCAAUUACAUUUGGCCCCAAAAGAUCACUGUGUUUCUUAUCUCUGGAUCCCAAAGUCUUCAGUUUAAAAAACAUCAUAACCAGAAAAAGGUCUGCAGAGAAGGAUUCUGAGCAAGUAGAAGCAAAGGAUGAGAGAGAGCUGAAAUCUGCUGAGCCUUCUGUUGCAGAUGAGUAUGAAAGCAACAAUGGAGAAGCAGUGGAUAGUGAAUUACAGGCAGAAUAUGAGGCAGUACCGGAAUACAAAGAGCAAGAUGGAUGUAGGUUGGAGCCUGACUCUGAAUUGCCUGGUGAAGAUGAUGAAACUCCUGAAGGAUAUGAUUCCUAUGAUAGGUGGAACAACACAUGUGGGGUGUAUGAGGCAGGGAAAGAUGAGAUGUCUUAUGCUUAUCCUUCUUCUUCCAUUUAUGAACCUCAGUAUGAAUCCACCUAUUACUCUACUUAUGAAGUGCCUUCCAGAAGUACAUCUCCCCAGUCAUUUGCAAAGAAAAAUGGUACUUAUUGUAAAUAUAUGGCCUCAUGUCCCUGUAACCCACAAAAUGUCUAUGAAUCAUAUGAGUCACAGUACGACUGUGACUACUCUGCUUAUGAUUCACAGUAUGAUUAUGAAUUCUCUCCAUGUGAGUCACAAUAUGCAUAUGACACCUCAUUGGGGAAGACAUCUCAGUACAGGUAUGAUAACUCUCCUCCAUAUGAGUGGCGGUGUAAUUAUGAGACCUCUCCAAUAUAUGAAACGCAAUAUCAGUACAAGGGUUCCCCUGUGUAUGAGUCUACCUAUGAAUAUGUGUAUGAGUGGCCCAUGCAGCAGAAUGAGUCACAGCCCCAAGAUCUCUUCACUCCUGAAUACGAGCUGCCACCCAAUUGGAACAAACAACAGAAGGAAUGCAAGUCACCUCCUGGGAGCAACAAACCACAUGACCAACUAGAACCAGCUUUGGAAGAUACUGAUGAUCUUCAAGGACUGGAGGAUUUACCUGCUGUGUGCAGGCCAGCUGUUGGAGGCAAGGCAUCCUUGGGUCAUAGUGAAGGAGUACCAGGCUGUGUUGGGACCACUCCUGGAAAUACAGUAGUAGCUUUGCCUCCUGAGGAGCCAGGCAAUAGCCAGCAGGAUCAGCUACCAAAUGGAAUAAGGAAGCAGUGCCUUGAUGGCUCAGAAGGGCUCCUGGGUGGCAUGAGGAAAUUCCUGGAUGGAACAAAGAAGCUUUUGUGUAGAGGGAACCAGCUUUACAAAGAGCCCAUCCCAGAAGAAGGCAAGUGGAGCAAGCUCCCAAACAUCAACAGCCCACCUCAGAGGGGAAUAAUUCAUCUGAAUGGGAGCCCUGUGUUAGUAGACAAUUCCAUUUGGCCCAAAGGUGAAAGGAAUCUGUGCAUAGGCAGAGCAAUCCAGCCACAUCACCUCAGAGGAGUCUGCCGGACACGAGGGGGAAUGACGCCACAUCUUCCAGAUAUUUCUGGCCGACUCUGGGGCAGAGUGAAUAGGGUUCCGGGCAGGGGCAAUUUCUCCCCUUUGCCCUCCCAUUCCAGGUGCUCCCAUAACUCCUAGACCAAGGAACACCUUAUAAAUCCUGGAUUGCUGGAGAAAAACAUAA